AGCGUAAAUAGUGAUUCUCCGAACGCGGCUUUAGACGUACGACUCAAACGUGCGACGUACGACCACGUACGACGCAACGUACGAAAAAAGGGUGCGAAUAGCCACAGCGAAUAAUAAUUUGAACUCGAUCAACGAGAAACUGUUAAGGAUUUGGAGUUCGAUUGAAAAAAGUAUAUCGAAUUUGAAAGCAAAAUGGGUGUAAUUUUUUUAGAACAUAUGGGAGGUACGAGGUUAUUUUCUUGUCAUGCUUGUGACACGUACCUGACAAAUCGUGGACAUCUGAUAAGCACGAGAUUCACCGGAGCCACGGGCCGCGCAUUCUUAUUUAACAAAGUUGUCAACCUUAAUUACAGUGAAGUCCAAGAUAGAGUUAUGUUAACCGGACGUCAUAUGGUACGAGACGUCAGUUGCAAAAAUUGUGAUGCGAAGCUUGGCUGGGUGUAUGAGUUUGCAACAGACGAUAAUCAGCGCUACAAGGAAGGACGAGUUAUUUUGGAGCGUGCUCUGGUCACUGAGAGCGACGGGAUGGGAGAAAAUAUAUGAAAAUUAGGAAAAUGAGGCAAAUAAAAAAAACCUAUGGAAUUCGAUUCUUCAACCAAGGAUCGUUAUAAAUAUUUUUAUCAUGUAGUUUUAAAUCGCCACUGCAUUAAAAAAUAGUGGGUUUUGAAAAUAUAACACAAUUCAUGCCAAAAAACCAAAACUGUUAUGGCGGUCAAUAAGAAAAUAACUAAUAGUAAGUUCUUCUGUCGCAGAUGACAACAAAAGUCUGCGGCAAUGUAUUUAUUCGCUCACCGCACAAUGUCGUGAAACGAUCGCGUUAUUUUAAUAUUUUUUCAAUAAACACGUGUUUCCGUG
Venturia canescens is the source of this 855-nucleotide messenger RNA. RefSeq names its product yippee zinc finger protein (gene Yippee). The record is from RefSeq and is a predicted model, not a curated record. The transcript has 2 exons. NCBI's taxonomy places the organism in Eukaryota, Metazoa, Arthropoda, Insecta, Hymenoptera, Ichneumonidae. Gene Ontology annotation, cellular component: ubiquitin ligase complex. Bases 193 to 543 code for a protein of 116 amino acids.